GCUGGCCGGCAAAGGUUCUUGGUAAAUAUUUGUUGAAAGGCUGAAUGAAAGAAGCCCUUUACCUCCAGAUGGAGACAUGUAGGUCUCCUCCUCCUCUCCCUCACCUACAACCCAGGUGUAGGUGACUUACUGGGCUGGGUAGAAAAGCCCAUUGAGAGUAUGGGGUCCCUGAAGGUGUCUGUUGGUUUUGGGCUGGGACCUAGAGCACUGGCUGUACCUGUGAGUUGACCCACCCCCACUCCCUCAGCUCCCCUGCUGAGACUCUUGAGUCUCUUAUCUCCCAAGCUGCAGAGUUUGUUUUUUAUCUCGUUGGUCGAGGGUGUGUAUGUGAGGCUUCUCAAAAUGGGGCAGCUUCCUCCCACAGCAAGGCCUGGGGGCUUCUCUCAUAUGCCCUGUGCCUCUGUCUUCAUUCUGGACCCUUACCCAGGAGGAGCCCAUGGACAAGACCUACUGCCUGAGCCGGAACUAGGACCACCUCCCAGGGACUGCCCAGGCCUCCGCUGCUUGGACCCUUCUGCUGACAAGUCUGGGCACCCACAGGCCUCAGAGGGAGAGAGUCCUCAGCCAGGCAAAACCAAGAUCGCCAUCACCAUGACAACCAGUCACCAGCCGCAGGACAGGUACAAAGCCGUCUGGCUUAUCUUCUUCAUGCUGGGUCUGGGGACCCUGCUUCCCUGGAAUUUUUUCAUGACAGCUACUCAGUAUUUCACAAACCGCUUGGACCAGUCCCAGAAUGUGUCCUUGGUCACUGCUGAACUGAGCAGGGGCAUCCAGGCCUCGGUCACCCCUACAACACCCUCUGCAGAGCGGAAUUCUCUGAGUGCCAUCUUCAACAAUGUCAUGACCUUGUGUGCCAUGCUGCCCCUGCUGCUCUUUACCUACCUCAACUCCUUCUUGCAUCAGAGGAUCCCCCAGUCUGUUCGGAUCCUGGGCAGCCUGGUGGCCAUCCUGCUGGUGUUCCUGAUCACUGCUGUCCUGGUGAAGGUGCACCUGGACGCCCUGCCCUUCUUUAUCAUCACCAUGAUCAAGAUCAUGCUCAUUAAUUCGUUUGGUGCCAUCCUGCAGGGCAGUCUGUUUGGUCUGGCUGGCCUCCUCCCUGCCAGCUACACGGCCCCCAUCAUGAGUGGCCAGGGCCUGGCAGGCAUCUUCGCCUCAGUGGCCAUGAUCUGCGCCAUUGCCAGUGGCUCAGAGCUGUCAGAAAGUGCCUUCGGCUAUUUUAUCACAGCCUGUGGGGUCAUCAUUGUAACCAUCAUUUGUUACCUGGGACUGCCCCGUCUGGAAUUCUACCGCUACUACCAGCAGCUCAAGCUCGAAGGGCCGGGGGAGCAGGAGACCAAGUUGGACCUCAUUAGUAAAGGAGAGGAGCCAAAAGCAGGCAAAGCGGAGUCUGGAGUUUCAGCCCCCAACUCUCUGCCCACCAACAAAAGUCACUCAAUCCGAGCCAUCCUCAGAAAUAUCUUAGUCCCUGCUCUCUCCGUCUGCUUCAUCUUCACGGUCACCAUUGGGGUGUUUCCUGCCAUUACCGCUGAGGUCAAGUCCAGCAUUGGAGGCAGUAGUGCCUGGGGACACUACUUCAUUCCCGUGUCCUGUUUCUUGACUUUCAAUGUCUUUGACUGGUUGGGCCGGAGCCUCACAGCCAUAUCCAUGUGGCCUGGGAAGGACAGCCGCUGGCUGCCAAGCUUAGUGCUGGCCCGUCUGGUGUUCGUGCCCCUGCUGCUGCUGUGCAACGUCCAUCCCCGCCGAUACCUGGCUGUGGCCUUUGAGCACGAUGCCUGGUUCAUCUUGUUCAUGGCCGCCUUCGCCUUCUCCAAUGGCUACCUCGCCAGUCUCUGCAUGUGCUUCGGGCCCAAGAAAGUGAAGCCUGCCGAGGCGGAGACAGCGGGAGCCAUCAUGGCCUUCUUCCUGUCUCUGGGCCUGGCACUGGGGGCUGUCUUCUCGUUCCUGUUCCGGGCAAUUGUGUGACCCUGGAUGGACAGAGGACCGCACUGGACACCUGCUCUUGCCCCUUCCUCAUCCUUUAGAGAUGGGCAGGGGUGGGCUGGAGGUUUUCUCUUCUAGCCGAAUUCUGCUUUCUCACAGCCUGUGCUGGGCUGAGUGUCCAGGCCCCGAGGAGGGGGCCUCUGGGUGGACAGUUGGACAGUGGGGACAUCGUGGGCCUGCAGGUCAGAGUCAAGAGGGACACAGUCUCUGCAUAUGCUCGAAUCCUCCCACAUUCAGCUCUGAUUCCUACUUGAGCCUCUCCAAGGCUCAGAGUGUGUGUGUGUCUGUAUUUUGUCUGCCUGUACCAGGGGUGGCUAGGGGCCAGGACUAUCUCUUCUAAGGUCCAGUCUGAUAUUGCACCCCUCCCUUCCCCCUGUCCCUCCCCUGCUCCCCUGCCUUGUGUCUAUCAUGUACCCUGUACCCCUGUACAGUUGCUAUUUUACUGCCUUUUUUAUACUCAACAGAAACCAGGUGCCUUCAGAGGCUGCCUAAAUAAACUAUUUCCCCCCCAUG
Molecule: messenger RNA, 2493 nt
Organism: Miniopterus natalensis
Lineage: Eukaryota; Metazoa; Chordata; Mammalia; Chiroptera; Miniopteridae
Gene: SLC29A1
Product: solute carrier family 29 member 1 (Augustine blood group)
Biological process (GO): uridine transmembrane transport
Cellular component (GO): plasma membrane
Molecular function (GO): nucleoside transmembrane transporter activity
Source: RefSeq, a predicted model, not a curated record